Varroa destructor (honeybee mite) is the source of this 3429-nucleotide messenger RNA. It is a transcript of the gene Miga, whose product is annotated as mitoguardin. NCBI's taxonomy places the organism in Eukaryota, Metazoa, Arthropoda, Arachnida, Mesostigmata, Varroidae. Gene Ontology annotation, biological process: mitochondrial fusion. The record is from RefSeq and is a predicted model, not a curated record.
UCUAUGAGCUGGGUGUGAAAAGCUGUUUGCAACAUCGGUCUCCCUCUCCAGAUCUUUAUUUGUACGUGGUUGGCUUUAGCGGAUAGGACCGCGGGCCAGUGUGCUCAGCGCUGUCGGUUCUAUGUUGUUAUUUUUGUUCUGCUUAGAUGGAUCGCCGCUGUCCAGCUUUUGACGGUCGGAUAAAUCGAGCCGCUAAGUCGUUGAGUUAGACUGUGUUGUUCUUUGGCGCGUGGCCUGCAGAGAGGCUUAUCGGCAAUGCCUGUCUCGAUACGGACGGGGUCAUCGAUUCGACUUCCGUUCGUUCCAGCACGUGUCAAAUUUAUUCUUCUCGCCUGUGGCAGUGCCAUCCUUGUUGUGGGGGUAACGACUCGUCUAUGGCUGAGAUGGCGACGUGGGAAAGAUGCUCACGCAAAUGGAGGGCCAAUGUCAGAACUUCGGACAAAGCUCUAUUCCUUUCGCGGACUAAAUGGCGAUAUACCUCAGCUACGCAGCAUGCCAUCGCCGUUAUGCGUACGUUGCCGACAGUCACGUGAGGCUGAUCGAGUGUCCACAGCUACCCUCGGCAGUUCAGGAAGGGGUAGUGCCGCAGGAGGGUUCAGUGGAGCGGGCGGUGGCACUGGCAAUCUGGUCGAAUCCCGCACCCAAGAACUGAGUCCUCAGCAGCUCGGCGUAAUGGGGAUGGAAGCGUUGGAUACAGCAAUUCACUACUGGGAUGACUCGAUCGGCGUCUUUCAGUCUCUGCCCGUGGGGCAAGCCGCCAACCAUGUGAUGGCUCUGCCGACAAAUGCUGAGGCUGAGUUUGUGGCGCAGCUGCAAAUUGUCAUGAAACAAGCUUUCAAACUUCGUGAUAACUGUGCAAAACUUUUUUUGGAUAAUACCUCUCUAUUGUUCCAAAUUAGCGAUGACAAUCGAAGUUCUAUUGCCGGUGGAUAUAGCAGGGACUAUGACAGAUUUGAUGCUCGUACUGUGACGAGCUUUGAUGACGAAAGCUUCGUCUCUGCUGAAGGGGAUAUCGCAAACCUGAGAGAUUUCGAAGAAGCUCUCAAUCCCGACGACCUAAAACUGUAUCAGAAUGCACUUCAAAUGCUUAAGCUCGAUGGUGUUCCUGCGCGUGCUAUUCGUACUCAGCUGGUUGGAUGCCAAUCAGACGAAGAAUAUUUGGCAAAACUGCAUUGUGUUCGGUUAGCCUUUGCCCAUUUGACAAGUCAGCCUGCCAUCCGAGAAAUGUACGUAGAUGCAGGGUCGCAGAUUCUCGCUGGUCUACUUGUCUAUGCUGAGAAGGACCCGAAAUUCUGUCUCGAAGCGUAUGCCAAACUCAUCGAGUGGGUCGGUCAACCCACAAACCGCGAUGUCAUGGAGCAGGAGCUGCGUGCGCGCGGGGUUACUGCGCUGACGAUCUAUGAUGUCGUGUUCGAUUUUUUACUCAUCGAAGCGUUCGACGACUUGGACGAUCCUCCACAGUCUGUUGUGUCCGUUAUUCAAAACAGAUGGCUUUCCGCCGGCUUUCGCGAGACGGCGUUGUCCACUGCUAUCUGGUCGGUCAUCAAGGCCAAGAAGAGCAGAGUAAAGGUCGAUAAUGGAUUUUUCACGCAUUUCUACGGCGUAGCAGAGAACCUGACUCCUGUUCUGGCCUGGGGCUUCCUUGGCACCAACCAGGAUCUAAAAAAGACCUGCCUCUUCUUUAAGCAAGAAGUGAUGAACUUGAUGUUGGAACUAUUUGAUUUCCGCAAAGUUCGUUACACUUCUGUCGAAGAGAUGGCGGAAGACGUCUAUGGACUGUCGCAACUCACCGUGGAUAGGAUCGCGCAGAGGCUCGGUAUCUGAACGCGCAAACGGUUGCAGAACAAAAAACUGGGGCGGAACGUUUUGAACAUAACGCUUAGCUUUGCCCGAUCAUUUCUGUCACUAGAAGACAAGAUGGCAUUUCAAUGGAGACAGGCAAUUGCUGGGACGUUUAUGUACAAUACAAAUACUUGCUGUAAAAAUAAUAGUAAUAAUACGUUGUCAUUGUCUACAAUGAACAGUAAUGUUGCUUCGCAAUGCUGUUACUUCUCACAAAAAAACGUGCGCAUAAUUGUUACUGCUUUGCCUAUUUAGGAAGUAUAAUACCGUAUGUUGACGUUACAGCGUUGAUGCGGUUAUGAUUGGCUUACGUAUCUAUUGUUGGUAACUCUGGGAUUGAUUGACUCACAUAUAUAUAUAUAUAUACUCAGCCAAUCUUGAACGCGUAUCCGAUUUCGUCUCGAGGAAAAAGAAAUGAAGGAAUGCCGUCUAAAUACAUUGUGGUCAUUCCUGCCCCGUGUUGUGCAGCAGCUGUCACAAAUUUAGGAUUUAGGAGUCUUUGACUGACCUGAGCAGAACCAGGGUGGCCCGGUAUAUAUGCUUGCUAAGCAGGAUACAAUUACUGCAAAUAAAUCACUACUUUGUUUUAAAAAAAUCUGCUGUAUAAGACGUAAAGUCUCUCUAAAGAAAAAAAUAUUUGCGCUCCAUCCUAUAUAAUUGGAAUAGCGUAAAAGACGUGUGCACGCCUUUCAGUGUUUAGAAAAACUAACAGUUCUAGACAUUUCUUCUAUGUGAUAUAGUUGCUUCUAUAACACUUUUCUUUAACCGUGCUUUUCGACUGUCAGUAAUGUGUGAAAAUGCGCUAGGAAUAGUUAAGAUUAAACAAACCUAUCCAACAUUUUAUCGGUGCUACUUUGUCGAUAAUUUUGUCAUUCUGAUUUCUUAAAGCUCAAGAUCUCUUAGGGGAGCUGAAUUACGCUUCAUUUUACGAAUAGACUAUUACGAAGAAAACUAAAGCAACUGUGUAACCACUUAUUUUCUUACAAAUGCAUGAUUUCUUAAGAAAAGGAUGGAAAAGCUGGGGACACUUGUAAAUAGAAUUCCUACUGCUUGUAGUAUAUAUACAUGUAAGUGAACACAUGUGAUUGUUGUCUUGUUAACUAGCGUAUUUCGAUCAAUCGGGGAUAAUUUAUUAGUAUGGGAUAACUGAAUGCAUUACCUGUUGUUAUGUCUUUGAUAUAAUAAAACUUUCACUGACUUAUCCUGUAAUAUUUGAGUGUUGCAGUUCAUUAUCUAAAUAUACAUAUAGGAUGAACCAUGUGUAGACAGUGGUAAUCUUUAUCUGACAGUGUCCUCUAAUCAACGGUUGAUGAGCAGGUCGCACACCACCUUAAAGCACAUAUCUAUAACCAGUACAAAUAAUGAAGAUAGUGCAUUUGCCCUUUUUAAAUUGCAACAACUGAAUCAUUAUGAUACCAUUCUAAAAUCAUCCGGAGACAAAUAAAAGGCAAGGCAAUAGUACCCCAUGUUUUAUUCUACAUUUUGUGGCUAUCUUCUAUUCGAUAUUAGCUUCGUCAGCGGUAAAAUGGGGUCCCUAGAUGAGUUACUUUCUAGAAUAUUUUAUACCGCAUUUUAUGAACAGCUGGU